AUCGUAAAAAAACAAUUAGAGCAGGGGGUUGCCAUUGACGUGAGAAGCAAAAUGGCAGGUCAUUGUGGGAGGAAAAGGGCAGAAAUGGAUGUAAAUGUCAUUGCAGAUACCCCCCUCAGGAAGCGGGGUACUAUCAGAACAUUAGCAGCAGCAAUUGGCAAGCCAAAGUCUAUUGUCCAUCAGUGGAUAAAAAGAGACCAAAUAGAACCUUUGAGUAUGCCUCACCAACCUAUAUUCAAGUCUUUUCAUAAUGUAUUGCACAUUGAUGAGAAGUGGUUCUUUAUGACCAAAACAUCUCAGAGGUUUUACCUUCUUCCUGAAGAAGUUGACCCCUAUAGGACUUGCAAAUCAAAAAGGUUCAUUACAAAAGUCAUGUUCUUGUGUGUGGUUGGUAGACCACUUAUUGAUGAUAAUGGAGUUGUUCUUUUGGAUGGAAAAAUUGGCAUUUUUCAUUUUACUGAAACUGUUGAAGCCAAAAGAAGGAGCAAGAACAGGGCUAAAGGGGUCUUGGAAGUCAAACCAAUCAAGGCAGUUACCAAACAAGUCAUAAAAGACAUGCUUAUAAAUAAAGUAAUUCCAGCUAUCCAAGAGAAGUGGCCUAGAAAUUUAUCAAAGAACAUUCAUAUUCAAAAGGAUAAUGCUAGGCCACACAUUCAAGGUUUAGACUCAGAAUUUGUAGCUGCAGGAAACAGUAAUGGUUUCCACAUUACCCUAGUUGAGGAAUUGUUAGAGGCAGUUCAAGGAGCUUAUAAUGCUCUAAAUCCAGAAACUUUAAAUAAAGUUUGGUUAAGUUAUCAGCAGGUCAUGACUACAAUCAUGGAAAAAGGAGGAAACAGUUAUAAACUGCAGAAUAUGGGCAAAGGCAGACUGGAAAGUUCUGGGACACUGCCUAAGUCCCUUCACAUAGACCCAGAGGUAGUUGUCAACACAGCAAGACUACUUGGAGAAGGAAAUGGGAGUAUACCUGAAGAUAUGAUUCAGUUCAACCCUGAAGAGGAAGAUGAAUACCUCUUUUCAGACUUGAACUGAAUGGAAUGGGAACAACAAAAAGGUUUUUUGGGCAGGGAAAGGCUUUUGGUUUUUGGGAUGCUGGCAGGGAAGGGCUUUUGGUUUUUGGGAUGCUGGCAGGGAGUGUAUUUCCAAGUGCUUAAAUUUUUUUUGUUUUUUGCAAGUGCUUGAACCUUUGUAUAUAUGUACUCAGAACAAGGUAACUACACAACCUGCUCUAUAUGUAUUUACAACAUCCAACAUACCUUACCUUUGUUUACUUUAU
Cuscuta campestris is the source of this 1273-nucleotide messenger RNA. The record is from the annotation of a GenBank genome assembly. NCBI's taxonomy places the organism in Eukaryota, Viridiplantae, Streptophyta, Magnoliopsida, Solanales, Convolvulaceae.